AUGCUCUGCCAGCGCAGCCUUGCGAUUUUCUUCAUCGUCAACGUGCCUAUCGUGACGUGCCUGGAGCCGGACUUCCUGAAUCCAAUGGAGAACAUUACGGUGCCGAAGGGUCGCGACGCGACGUUUACUUGCGUGGUGAACCAUCUCGGUGGAUACCGGGUGAGUCCUUCCUCCUCCGCGAGCGGUGAUCACGGUGGUGCCAAUCCUCGGGUAGCUUGGAUCAAGGCGAAUACAAGAGCGGUCCUGGCCAUCCACGAACACGUCAUCACCAACAAUGCAAGGCUCUCCGUCACGCAUAAUGACGCCAAUACAUGGACUUUGAGUAUCAAGGAUGCCCAUCCCGAAGAUCGAGGAACCUAUAUGUGUCAGGUCAACACUAAUCCCAUGAAGAGCCAGAGCGCACAUUUAGAAGUUGUCAUACCACCGGAUAUUAUUUACGAAGAGACUUCUGGUGAUAUAAUGGUACCAGAAGGCGGCUCCGCGAAACUUGUUUGCAAAGCACGCGGAUAUCCUAAACCUGAAAUCGUUUGGAAGCGUGAAGAUGGUAGUGACAUCAUCACAAGGACGCAUUCCGGUAGUAAAACUAAAGUGCUAACAGCCCAGGGCGAAAUACUGAGCUUCCCGAAUGUCGGAAGGAGCGAGAUGGGAGCUUAUUUGUGUAUAGCCAGCAACGGUGUUCGCCCAACAGUGAGCAAGCGAAUGAUGCUGCAAGUUCAUUUUCGCCCAUUAAUCGAAGUGCCGAAUCAACUCGUCGGCGCGCCGAUUAGAACCGAUGUGACUCUCUCCUGCAAGGUCGAAGCUUCGCCAAAACCCAUCAAUUAUUGGACGCGUGAGAACGGAGAAAUGAUAAUUAGCAACGAUAAGUACGCUAUGUCCGAAGAAAUAUCAAACAUGUACAGCGCCUGGAUGCAAUUGAUAGUUCGAGAUCUACAAGCACGCGAUUUCGGCGGAUACAAAUGUAUCUCGAAAAAUUCCUUGGGCGACGCUGAAAGUGGCAUAAGAUUGUACGAGAUCGCACUGCAGGAGCGUAAGCACGAGCACCACAAUGGCGGAUCAAGUAACAACGAGUACGAGACGGAGGAGCGGGAGCUGAGUAACCGCUUGAACCACGUUUAUCAGGGUUCGCUGAGGGAGAGUGGCUCGACACUCCGACCCAGGAGCAACGCGUCGGCCAACGGCAGCCGAGUGACGCAAGCCCUGGCACUCGUCGCGGCCAUCUUCACGAUACUCAUGUUGGCAGAGCCGAGGGCGUAG
Molecule: messenger RNA, 1254 nt
Organism: Ceratosolen solmsi marchali
Lineage: Eukaryota; Metazoa; Arthropoda; Insecta; Hymenoptera; Agaonidae
Product: lachesin
Exons: 8
Coding region: 1-1254 (417 amino acids)
Cellular component (GO): neuron projection
Source: RefSeq, a predicted model, not a curated record